GCACGUUGUCUCCUUUCCGCUGCCAGCGAGUUGCUUGUGCCCUUAUUCUUGCCACCUUGUUGUGAUUCUACACCCAUCUCGUCCCAGGACAAUCCCAAAAAGCGACUAUAAUGGGCGGCGCAGGAUGGCUAUUCCUUUUCUCGGUACUCAUGGCUGCUGGGCUGCUGUUUACGAUGGUCUUUUUCAUCAUCAUGUUCUCCGACCUCGAAUGCGACUAUAUCAACCCAAUAGAUCUUUGUAACAAGCUUAACCAGUUUGUCCUCCCGGAGAACAUAGCGCACGCGUUCCUGGCGACUCUAUUCCUACUGUCGGGUCAGUGGACGGCCUUCCUGCUCAACGCGCCAUUGCUCGUUUUCAAUGUCAAUAAAAUCCGGAACAAGAAUCAUAUGUACGAUGCGACCGAGAUUUUCCGCACCCUCCCAAACCACAAGAAAGAGAGCUUCAUCAAGCUUGGCUUUUAUCUCCUCAGCUUUUUCUACUACCUCUACAGAAUGAUCCUUGCUCUCAUCCAGGAGAGCGAAUGAACGCACGAAACACCAAGCCUGGCUGUCACGCUCAUUUCACGAACUCUGCUGAUGACCAUGGCGGGCGCAGGUGCGGCAGGUAAGGGUGGAUCUACACGACAUUUGGACUGGUUCGACGAUGCUCUCUGUGUCGACUGGCGUUCCUCGCUUGAAUAUAAUGCGCGGUUACGACCGACUGACUUG
Molecule: messenger RNA, 707 nt
Organism: Postia placenta MAD-698-R-SB12
Lineage: Eukaryota; Fungi; Basidiomycota; Agaricomycetes; Polyporales; Adustoporiaceae
Exons: 6
Coding region: 111-524 (137 amino acids)
Biological process (GO): endoplasmic reticulum to Golgi vesicle-mediated transport
Cellular component (GO): COPII-coated ER to Golgi transport vesicle; endoplasmic reticulum membrane
Source: RefSeq, a predicted model, not a curated record